AUGAUUUCAUCAAAAAAUAAAAUUGUUCAUCCAUCUGUUGCUGCUGAGAGGCAGAUGAGGAAUCAAAUGCAAGAGAGGUUUAAGAUGAAGAAAGAAUUGGAGUUGAAAUCUCGUAAGUUUGUCGAGUUCUUGUCCAUCAAUCAGCACGUCAAUGAAGAUGAACUCAGCACUAUGCUACAUUUGUUGUUUGUUCAGCAGUACGAUGACGUGAUUGUGGAAAGAAGCAUUUCUUCAUUCUGUGGAUAUGCUCUAUGUGCAGCUGACCUAAUUGAAGUGCCUAAAAAGAAAUAUCACAUUUCUCAUCUAACCUCAACCGUCUAUGAUAUCGAAGAAAGAAAAAAAUUCUGCAGCAACAAUUGUUUCCUAUCUUCAAAGCACCUGAGGAAACAGAUAUCAGCAGACCCAUUAUUGGAUCGCACCAGGAUUUCCACGAAAUUUGACUACCUCAGGGAUCAUUCCAACUUUAAAAAAUCUGAUGGUAUGGGAGACGUCGUACUUCAGCCAUUUAGAUUCAGUCUUGCUGAUGAGAUUAAAAAAAUGAGUAUUUGUGAACGUGAUGAUGGAGAUGAUGAUGAUGGAGAUGAUGAUGAUGGAGAUGAUGAUGGAGAUGAUGAUGAUGGAGAUGAUGAUGAUGGAGAUGAUGAUGGUGGAGAUGAUGAUGGUGGAGAUGAUGAUGGUGGAGACGAGUAUGAGAGAAUGGUUAGUAGUAGGGAUUAUGAUUAUGAUGAUGACAAAGAAAAAAAUAAAAAAGACUCACCAAUAGUGAACGUGGAAAAAAAGAAGAAAGCAGAAACAAGAGGUGCUGUGUUGCUGCAAAAUUGGCAGCUGCCUCCAUUGAGUGUUAAUGGGAGGAACAAUUUGUUUUAA
Messenger RNA from Helobdella robusta, 867 nucleotides. RefSeq lists its product as hypothetical. NCBI's taxonomy places the organism in Eukaryota, Metazoa, Annelida, Clitellata, Rhynchobdellida, Glossiphoniidae. The record is from RefSeq and is a predicted model, not a curated record. Gene Ontology annotation, cellular component: cytoplasm; nucleus. Gene Ontology annotation, molecular function: RNA polymerase core enzyme binding; RNA polymerase II CTD heptapeptide repeat phosphatase activity. The transcript has a single exon. Bases 1 to 867 code for a protein of 288 amino acids.